GAAAUGUCUGUGCAAUCGUUAGUAACCAAGAAGCGAAGAGAAUUUAUCGGCCUUCCGGCACCUUUAGGCUAUGCUGCUGGUAUCGGUCGCGGAGCUAUCGCCUUUACAACAAGAUCGGAUAUAGGUCCUGCUCGUGAGGCCAAUGAUGUUUCUGACGAACGGCACGUUGCCCCCUCUAAACGCAGGAAGGAGCAGGAAGCCGAGGAGGAUGAGGAUCUGAAUGAGUCUAACUAUGAUGAGGUAAUCUCUAGUGCGCGGACUUGA
Molecule: messenger RNA, 264 nt
Organism: Dicrocoelium dendriticum
Lineage: Eukaryota; Metazoa; Platyhelminthes; Trematoda; Plagiorchiida; Dicrocoeliidae
Source: the annotation of a GenBank genome assembly